AUGCUGUACGAAAUGAUCGGAGUGGUACGGCCUGGCCGCCUCUCCGAAGUCAAAGAAAUCGCCAAAACCGCCGGAAAAAUCGUUCUCGAUCAGCAGGGCGUUGUGCGCGGCGUCUCCAACUGGGGAACGUUUCUGCUCCCCAAGCCAGCCAAGAAGCUGCAAUCGACACAUCACUACGGCCACCACUUCAUUAUGCGCUUCGAUGCCAGUGCCCGCGCUCAGCACGCCCUGCGCAGGACCAUGAGUCUGGACCCGCGUCUUAUCAGAUACAGUGUAGUCAAGAUGGGUACCAAGUUUGAGGAGAUCAAGGAUGUACCAGGCACAGCCAAGUUUAGGUGA
Messenger RNA from Bipolaris zeicola 26-R-13, 339 nucleotides. RefSeq lists its product as uncharacterized. Lineage: Eukaryota; Fungi; Ascomycota; Dothideomycetes; Pleosporales; Pleosporaceae. Bases 1 to 339 code for a protein of 112 amino acids. The record is from RefSeq and is a predicted model, not a curated record. Gene Ontology annotation, cellular component: mitochondrial small ribosomal subunit; ribosome. The transcript is spliced from 3 exons. Gene Ontology annotation, molecular function: structural constituent of ribosome; small ribosomal subunit rRNA binding. Gene Ontology annotation, biological process: translation.